This is a messenger RNA of Cornus florida, 2004 nucleotides long. Its product is annotated as F-box/LRR-repeat protein 12. Gene Ontology annotation, biological process: SCF-dependent proteasomal ubiquitin-dependent protein catabolic process. The transcript is spliced from 3 exons. Gene Ontology annotation, molecular function: protein binding. The coding region runs from base 582 to 1757 and encodes 391 amino acids. Gene Ontology annotation, cellular component: SCF ubiquitin ligase complex. Lineage: Eukaryota; Viridiplantae; Streptophyta; Magnoliopsida; Cornales; Cornaceae. The record is from RefSeq and is a predicted model, not a curated record.
UCUCGCCCUUUCCUCGACUCUCAACUGCCUUUCCAAAAUGCAAAUGAAAAAGAUAUAGUACUAAUAUUCAUCUCUAUACUCUCUCUCUAAAGUGCAAAAGGAAAGAUUUGGUGUUUAUCAGUCAACGGAUCCAAGUUAUCCGAAACAAAACUAAUAUGAAUUUUGAUCUCAUCAAAGAUGUCCCAAGCUGAUGUCUCUUACAGGUGCAAAAAAUUCCUUGGAGGGGGUGUGUCUGUGGAUCUUGUGGGUACCCUCUGAACUUAUCCUCUUCUAAUCGCAUUUCUGGCAUAGGUUCUGAGUAUCACAAAUCCAUUAAAAAAGGCUAUAUCUCCUUCCUCUCCAUCGAUCUCAGUCGUUUCACUCAGGUUGAUGAGGUAAACUGUCUUCCUUUUCCUUGGGGUCGAUAUCGUUCCAAAACCAAGCUUCUUUGUCGUAAAUGUGGGGCUCUAAUUGGUUACGGAUGUGGAGACUCACCUGCUCUAUGUGGUUUUGACUCACCCACUUCAUCUCGCUCAGCUUAUAAAAAGUUCAUGAUAAAGAUCCGAACUUUACAACCUUCAGAAGAGUGAUAGAAAUCUGACAUGGAGAAUCCUUCUAGAGACGGUCCUACCUCCAUUAUGUACCUUCCUGAUGAUUGCCUGUAUAUUAUUUUCCAAAAGCUUGACAGUGGCUCUGAUCGCGAAUCAUUUGGUUUGACUUGCCAUCGCUGGCUUCAUAUUCAAAACUCAAGUCGUCGAUCCUUACAGUUCCUAUGUUCGUUUGGCCUACUUAACCAUCCUUCAUUAUCUCAAAGUAGCCACGGCAAUAAUGUCUUCCAGUUUUAUAGUUUACUGAAUCGCUUUCGGCAACUACAAUCAUUGUCCUUAUCUGGGUGCAUGGAUCUACCUGAUUCAGCCUUGAGUCAGCUGCAAAAUUAUGGCUCAAAGCUGCAGAGUCUCUAUUUAGAUUGCUGUUUUAAAAUCACCAAUAAUGGACUCUCCUCGGUUGCUACUGGCUGCCCUUUGUUGACAUCUAUCAGUCUUUACAGGUGCAAUGUUAGUGACAUUGGCCUAGAGACUUUGGCAAACUCUUGCUUAGAUUUAAAAGAUGUGAAUCUCUCAUAUUGUUCACUUAUAUCUGAUCAUGGAAUAAGUGCUCUUUCACAAAAAUGUCGUCAGCUUCAAGCAGUCCGGAUAUCUUACUGUCGGAGCAUAAGCGGUGUUGGCUUUAAAGGCUGCUCACAAGCGUUGGCUUACUUAGAAGCUGAUUCCUGUAAGCUUGAACCAGAAGGGGUUUCGGGAAUUGUUAGUGGAGGUGGGCUCGAGUAUCUGAAUGUUUCUAGCCUAAGCUGGGUCAAUGGUGGUGGUUUGAGAGCAAUCGGGGCUGGGUUAGGCACAAGGUUAAAAAUCCUUAAUUUUCGUAUUUGCAGAACCAUUGGAGAUGAGUCUAUUGUGGCAAUUGCUAAGGGGUGUCCAUUACUUGAAGAGUGGAACUUAGCAGUAUGUCACGAGGUUAGGAUAUUAGGGUGGGAAGCAAUUGGGUUUUAUUGCUGUAAUUUGGCGAGACUUCAUGUGAAUCGGUGUCGGAACUUAAGUGAUCGUGGGUUGCAGGCUCUGAGAGAUGGCUGCAGAAAGCUCUCAAUUUUGUACAUUAGUCAGUGUCAUGAAAUCACUUCUACAGCAAUGGAAUUGUUCAAGUUUUUAAGAGCUGAUGUGGAGAUCAAAGAAGAAGAAGUGAUGUGUAUUGCGCCUGUCUGGGCCUUUCAAAGAUUUAGGUAAAACAAUCAAUUUGACAGACGAAGAUGAUAGAAAAAAAAAAAAACUCAAUGCAAACUAAUGCUUCAACUUACGUAAAGCUCGAACCUAGCUGAAGAUGUAUGUAUCAGCAGAAGGGUCUCAACUUCUCAAGUGACUGGUAAGAUUUUAUUUAUUUCGAAGUUAUAUUGAUACAUUGUUAAACAUCCCAUUGUUUGUAGCUUGGGUACAUAUUCUUAUAUCAAUAGUAAUUAACCUGUUUAUCGCUAAA